Fraxinus pennsylvanica is the source of this 939-nucleotide messenger RNA. NCBI's taxonomy places the organism in Eukaryota, Viridiplantae, Streptophyta, Magnoliopsida, Lamiales, Oleaceae. The record is from the annotation of a GenBank genome assembly.
AUGAAGAACACCAGUAGUGGAGGCGCCGACGGAUCUUCUUCCAACCCCAACAACCCACAACAGCCUGAUCAAAGCAGCGGCGGUAGUACUUCUUUUCCCAAUGCAGCUUCAGCUCCUUUGCAAAGGCCACCCAUGGCUCCACCCCUAAUGGGCCGUACAGGACACUCUGCCUUCCGUGCCCAUAGGCCACAAGGCCCACAACAGCCUGAUCAAAGCAGCCCUCAACGUGGCAGCGGCAGUAAUAUUAUUUCUUCUCCGUUACAAAGGCCACCCGUGGUUCCACCUCCACCUCCACUUGUAAUGGGCAAUCCGGGACACUCUGCCUUCAGGGCAUAUAGGCCACAAGGCCCACAACCACAACGGAAAUUCCCUGGGGGUGGAGGAUCAUCUGGCGGUGCUGCAAGUGCAAGUGGAAAUGUAAGUGGCAGUGGGUUAUUUGGGGCGCAGGCAAUUGCGGUGGGUGGAAGUGGUGGCGGCGGCUAUGAAGCUGGUGGAGUGGGGAUUGGAAACCCCAUAAUCAGGAAAAGAGUAAGGGAAGGUGAACCUGGUGCUGGUCCUGCAGGAAAUCAAGGCGGGCAGGCAGAUGUCGGAAAUCCCUUUCAGUGCCGUGUUUGUGGUAAACAAUUCCAAUCGGCUAAGGCAUUAUUCGGUCAUAUGCGACAGCAUCCCGAUAGAGGGUGGAAAGGUGCAUUCCCACCGCCAACUUUUAGGGCUGAAGAGGAGUUCGCCGAUGUCGCCGGCCAUCUGAAUCCUGGCCGUGCAGCUGCUGGUGUACAUGUUGAACCAAUUCAGGAUGUAUUGCAAGAGGCACAGGCCGGCGCAGAGGCGAUGGAAGGCAGAGAAGAGGCGGGUCAGAGUUCAGCUGGACCGCAACAUUACAAACUACCUGAUUUGAAUUAUGAACCACCACAAGACGACGAUGAUGGUGCUGCUGCAUAG